Molecule: messenger RNA, 903 nt
Organism: Mesorhabditis spiculigera
Lineage: Eukaryota; Metazoa; Nematoda; Chromadorea; Rhabditida; Rhabditidae
Source: the annotation of a GenBank genome assembly
AUGAAGCUAAAUCUUGAUGCCCUAUUCUCGCAAAGCCAUAUCAGAUGCAGAGAUCGUGAGGCCCUCGAAAAGAAGCUUGCCGCCGUUGUUGAGGAUGGACCGAGGGAGCUUUUGAUAAUUUCUGAUUUUGACCAAACUCUAUCUCGAGCUUAUGAUGAAGAAGGAAAGCCUUGCACGUCGUCAAUUGGUGUUUUCCGGCUGCAUGGUGACAAAAUUCAGCCUGGCAUGGCAAAAGAGAUGCAAGAACUCUUCGAAAAGUACUACCCAACCGAGUGCAAUCCCCAUUUGACGAUGGAGCAGAAGUUACCGACAAUCAAAGAAUGGUGGGAAAAAGCACACGAAGUCGUGACCCGCGUUCCCUUUACUGCAGAACGAUUGCAGCAGCUCGUCCUCGAAUCGAACCUGCGGCUUCGUGACGGUGCAGAAGAAUGGCUUAAGAACCUCGAAGGCCAUGGCAUUGCCAUUCUUGUUUUCUCUGCCGGGAUCGGUGAUGUUAUCGAAAUCUAUUUAAAGCAUCAGCUAGGCGAGAUCCCCAAUCAUCUCCACGUGAUUGGAAACUUUUUGGAGUAUAAUGCUGAGGGUUCUGUAACUACAUUCCAAGAGCCAACGAUCCACGUUUUCAACAAGAAUGCAACGGUUAUUAAGAAGAAUGGACCGUUCUGGGACGCGCACUCGGAGCGGAAGCACAUUCUUUUGAUGGGCGACAGUCUCGGAGAUUUGCAUAUGGAUGUUGGAGAGGUGCACAGUGGCCAAACUAUCAAAAUUGGGUUCCUGAAUAUCUACUCCGAUGACAUGCUUGCCAAAUUUAUGGACGGGUUCGAUAUUGUGGUCAUUAGGGACCAGACCGUCGAUGUUCCAAAGUUCAUCACGGAGUUGAUUGCCAAUCGAGGUCGUGCGAUGGAG